This is a messenger RNA of Phytophthora infestans T30-4, 6744 nucleotides long. Its product is annotated as glycosyltransferase. The record is from RefSeq and is a predicted model, not a curated record. Gene Ontology annotation, biological process: (1->3)-beta-D-glucan biosynthetic process; transmembrane transport. Lineage: Eukaryota; Oomycota; Peronosporomycetes; Peronosporales; Peronosporaceae. The transcript has a single exon. Gene Ontology annotation, molecular function: transmembrane transporter activity; 1,3-beta-D-glucan synthase activity. Bases 1 to 6744 code for a protein of 2247 amino acids. Gene Ontology annotation, cellular component: plasma membrane; 1,3-beta-D-glucan synthase complex.
AUGGCCACGACGCCCGGCGGCAAGAUGGACCGGCGCCGCGCCGGCUCCAACUACUUCCAGCUCGAUGCGGACCGCAAGCGCAACACGUCCAACAACCGCAGCAACUACGGCGACGGCCGUGGCACCUUCGGAGACCGCUUGAGCUUGAUGGAGGUGCUUCCUCCCAACACACAGGGCGGCAACCAGAUGCGCGGCGGUGGCUUACAGGGCGACUUUGCGGACGAAGUGUCGAUCGAUUUUUGCUGCGAGGUACUGUACAACAAGUUCGGCUUCCAGUCAGGCAGUGUGGACAACCAGCGCGAGCACGUGCUGCUGCUAUUGGCCAAUUCCAAGGCGCGUGCCAAGCCCCAGGACCCUCCGGGACACCACGUCGUCACGCUGCACAAAAAGCUCAUGAGCAACUACACGGAAUGGUGCCAGUUCAUCGGCGUUCCCAGCAUCUCGUACUCGGGACAGCCACAGGGAGACCUCAAGAACCCUCUGCACAUGGACAUUAUGCUCUUCCUGUUGCUAUGGGGAGAGGCUGGUAACUUGAGGCAUAUGCCUGAGUGCCUCUGCUACUUGUACCACCAGUCGCUAAACUUGCUGAACCAGGACUUCCUCGGUCAGCAGAAAGUACCUGAAGGUUGGUACUUAAGGCAGGUGGUGCGCCCCAUCUGGAAGGAGGCGUCUAACAUGCAGAGGAAGAACAGCUUGGGCAAGAACUUGGAGCACACCCAAGUGCGCAACUACGACGAUAUCAACGAGUAUUUCUGGAAAAAAUACUGUCUUAACGUGGAUGUCACGCAGAUCGGCGAGGAGCUGACCAAGAAGCACACCAAGACAUACUACGAGCACCGCAGUAUCUUCACGCUCGUACUGAACUACUACCGUAUUUUUCAGUUCAACAUGAUGUUCAUGAUGGUCCUGAUGGCGAUCGGCUUUAUCUCGGCCAUCUCGCCUAGCGGAGGACAGCAGUGGUUCGCUCAGUUCGGGUCUAUGGGAGAAGUGGUUGAGCCUUACCAGAAACAGGACGUUAAGCUGACCUACGUGGGGAUUGUGUUCGCCCUCUCCUCGAUGGGAUUCUGCAAGACCGUCCUCGAAGCGUGUCACGGAUGGCACUUACUCACUGCCAGUGAGUCGUCACAGACGUCGUCUCGUUCGUUCAACUACGGUGGUGCCCUUGUGGUUCGAAUGCUCUGGAAUGGCGCGUUCGCUGGCAUUUUCGGCUUGAUGAUCUACACCCCGUUGAUCACGAGCAAGAACACAGAACUGCUCGAUAAGGCUGCACCGGCGUCUGUUGCCUACAUCCUGCCUGGCGCACUUAUUAUCGUCGUGCAGGCCUUUGCUCCAUCGGUUGUAACCAAAUCGUUUGCGGCCAAGUUUAUCCGUGAGGGAGAAACGUGCUACGUUGGCCGCAACAUGGCGCCUCCACUGAGCUACCAGCUCAAGUACAUCACUUUCUGGAUCAUUCUGUGGGCGCUGAAGGCGUUCGUCUCAUACUUCAUUCUAGUUCGCCCAUUGGUUCUCCCGUCGCUGGCCAUUUACGAGAUGGAGCUCGAGUACGGUAGCAAUGUUGUUUCGUUCCACAACUUCGGAGUCAUCGCUGCGCUGUGGCUGCCUGUGAUCUUCAUCUUCAACUACGAUACCCAGAUUUACUUUACCGUGUUCCAGGCUACACUUGGUGGCGUUCAGGGUCUCAUCAUGAAGACUGGCGAGAUUCACGGCAUCAAGGAGAUUACCAAGGCUUUCCGUGUGGCUCCACAACUCUUUGACCAGAAGGUUGUGACCAAUCUGGCUCGCUCGAACGACGCUGCGGCUGACGGAUCUGCUGCUGCAUACCAGUCGCAAAUGAUGCUGCGCUUCGUGGUCGUCUGGAACGAGAUUGUCAACUCGUUCCGCGAAGGUGACCUGGUGGACGACAAGGAGGCUGCCAUCCUGCAGUAUGACAUCCAGAGCUCGGGCGACGUGUUCGAACCUGUGUUCCUUUCGGCGGGUAAACUGAUGGAAGCUCUGGACUACACGGUUAAGAUUGCCAAGGAAGGUAAGGGCGACUCGCAGCUUCAAGUGUACAUGGUGCAGAAGGAUUGUCUAUCGGCUGUGCGCAGCUUCUUCACAGCCAGCAUGUACGUGAUGGAGGCUCUGCUGGGCAGUGACGAUGCAGACAUUCUUGAUGCGCUGCGUCAAAUGGAGGCGAUUGCUGCGAACAGCAGUUUCAUGAGCACGUUUGACGCCAAGAGUCUAGUGCAGCUGCGCACAGUCUCGAUGGAGUUCCUGGAAGCUGUGAUGGAUCUGCCCGACCCGGAUGCGCAGUCCUCGCACAUGACAUCGUCUCGAGUGCACACCAUGGGAGUUGUGCGUAACUUCGUGACCAAGAUGGAAAACCUGCUCAACGCUAUUCGCAUUUUCGCCAACCGCCCGGAGCUCGCUGCCAAGUUCAGCAACUCUAAGUUCUGCUCGAGCGCCAACGGCUACGUGUUUGCUGCUCGUGGCCUCGUGAACCUGUUCCACAACGACACUGCGAUGGGUGCUGCUACCCGUGCGUACCUCUUGAUGUCGCUCGAGAAGGCCGAUGCUAUGCCCCGUGUGCCUGAGGCUCAACGUCGUCUUGGUUUUUUCAUGAAGUCUCUUUUGAUGGACAUCCCGCAGUUGACGUCUGUGAAGGAGAUGCACUCGUUCUCCGUCGUGACGCCGUUCUACAGUGAAAGUGUGUUGAUCUCAUUGUCGGAGCUGAACGAUCCGCUGGCCAACCACCCGGUCUUCCAGAAGGUGGAGGAGAAGGGCAAGAACAUUACUAUUCUGAAGUAUCUGAUUACCAUCCACCCCGAGGAGUGGGAGAACUUUUUGGAACGUAUUGAUGUGAGCACUGCAGAGGAAGCACAAGCCAACUACCCGCUGGAAAUCCGUCUGUGGGCGUCGUACCGUGGUCAAACCCUGGCACGUACUGUUCAAGGUAUGAUGCUGUACGAGGAUGCUAUCAAGAUUCUUCACUGGCUUGAGAUUGGUUCAAGUCCCGGCAAGUCGGCGGAGCAGAAGCAGGCUCAACUUGAGGACAUGGUGCGUCUGAAGUUCUCGUACAUUUGUGCGUGUCAGGUGUACGGUAAGCAUCGCGCAGAGGGCAAGGCCCAGGCCGAUGAUAUCGACUAUCUGCUCAAGACGUACCCGAACCUGCGUGUUGCCUACGUCGACACCAUCGUGAUGGACGGUGGCAAGCAGUUCGACACGGUGUUGAUCAAGAGUGAAGGCAAUGAAAUUGCCGAAGUUUACCGCUACGAGCUGCCUGGAGACCCGAUUCUUGGUGAAGGUAAGCCCGAGAACCAGAACAACGCGCUUCCAUUCACGCGUGGCGAAUACCUCCAGACGAUUGAUAUGAACCAGCAGCACUACUUCGAGGAGUGUCUGAAGAUGCCGCAGCUUCUGGUGACUGCUGACCUGCACCCUUCCAAGAAACCUGUGUCCAUUAUUGGUAUGCGUGAGCACAUUUUCACGGGUAACGCUUCAUCGCUGUCAAAGUUUAAGUCGUGGCAGGAGCUGGUGUUCGUGACGCUGUCUCAGCGUGUGCUGGCCGACCCGCUGUAUGUUCGUAUGCACUACGGUCACCCCGAUAUUUUCGACAAGAUCAUUGCUAUGCCUCGUGGUGGAGUGUCCAAGGCUUCCAAGGGCAUUAACUUGUCUGAGGAUGUGUUCGCUGGUUUUAACUCGACGCUUCGUGGUGGUGUGGUGACGCACGUGGAGUUCAUGCAGUGUGGUAAGGGUCGUGAUGUGGCUCUGUCGCAGAUUUCCAUGUUCGAGGGUAAGCUGGCUAACGGUGCUGGCGAGACGUCUCUCGCUCGUGAGGCUCAUCGUAUGGGCCAGUUCAUGGACUUCUUCCGUCUGAACUCCAUGUACUACUCGCACACGGGUUUCUACUUCGCCACGUGGAUGACAAUUGUCACGACCUUCGUGUACAUGUACUGCAAGGUGUACUUGGCUCUAGCGGGUGUGCAGCAGCAGAUUGUGUACGAUAUGAACACGACCGCUGUGAUCACCGAGAACAUCGCAAACAACUUCGACGGGCGUGUGUUCACCGAUCUGAAGGCUGUGCUGAACACGCAGUUCUACAUCCAAGCCGGUACUUUCCUCAUGCUUCCGCUCAUGUGUGUGUACUUCGGUGAAGGAGGCUUCGUGCGCGGUAUGACUCGAUUCAUCGACAUGAUCAUCACGCUGGGCCCUGCCUUCUUCGUGUUCCAGGUCGGUACGACGAUGCACUACUUCGACAACAACAUCGUGCACGGUGGCGCCAAGUAUCAGGCUACAGGUCGUGGCUUCAAGAUUUCCCGUGAGACGCUGGUGCUGCUGUACAAGGCGUAUGCAAGCUCCCACUAUCGAAAGGCCUGGGAGCUCAUCGGGUUGUGUCUUGUGUACAUGGCGUUCGGUAAUUUUUACAUCUGUCGGACCGAUGCGGCUGCCAACGACAACACUUUUGCGUCCGACUACUGUGAGACUGCUCAGGCUUACGGGGUGCAGACGUUCUCGGUGUGGUUCAUCUCCAUCUUGUGGGUGGUGGGUCCGUUCCUCUUCAACAGUGACGGUCUGGACUACAGGAAAACCAAGGUGGAUAUCCAGCAGUGGUGCAUGUGGAUGUUUGCCCCCGAAGACUACAAGGACGACGACCCGGCCAACAAGGGAGGCUGGGUAGGCUGGUGGAAGGGCGAUCUGGAGCAGCUGCACGGCUCCAACAUGAUCUCGCGCGUCACGGUCAUCCUCCGCGAGUGUCGCCACUUCCUGCUCAUGUUCUACGUGGCUACACUCGAGACGUCCGACGUCAUGUACGUGGCGUACUCGUUCGGUGCUGCGGUCGCGACGAUUGUUCUGCUUGGCGUGUUCCAUGGCUUUGGUAUGGGCAUGCGCUCCAUGAGCCCGGUGACGCGCGCUGUGAUCUACAUGGGGACCGUCGCAGCCAUCGUGACGGCCUACUUCUUGGCCACUUGGAUCGUGCUGGACUGGAAAUUCAAGUACGCCAUGUCGCUCUGGUUCGCCUACGUGGCUGCGCUCUACGGUAUCAACGAGUGCUUCCGCAUGUGGAGUUUCCCAAGCUCGUCGAUCGCUGGCAUUGCUGUGUUCCAGCAGCUACAGUUCCUCUUCGACUUUAUCUUCUGCAUUGGUAUGAUCAUCCCGCUUGUGGUCAUGUCGUGCAUCCCGUUCCUGAACAUCAUCCAGACGCGUAUGAUGUACAACGAAGGCUUCUCCAAGGUCAUGUCUGCUUCUUCGCAGUAUGCCUUCUCUCUGGCAGCCUUCAUGGGAAUCCUGGGCGGUAUCGGUGUCGGCUGGCUGUUCAACUUGCUGUCAACGCUGGAGCAGUCUGCGAGUUUCGCAAGUUACGUCGUCACGUACGAUGGCGUCCUAAGUGGAAACGUGGGCGAUGGCACCACGACGUACAUGCUCUACGGUGCCUGUGUGGUGGGUACGAUCAUCGCUGGCUUCCUCAACUUCUUCCUGGGUCGUCGUCUGGCUAUUGUUGCGGGUGGUCUCUUCAGUACGCUCGGUAUGGUGGCUGUCAGUGCCAACGACGAUCUCCGUUCGACGCUGCUGAUGCCUGGUAUCGGUCUGCUUGGAGCCUCGUGCGGUAUUCUGCUACCGUCGUUGGCCAUCUACAUCUUCGAGAUCUCGACCAAGGAGAUGCGAGGCAAAGCCAUGUUGUUGCUGGGAAUCGGCUUCAUCAUCGGCAGUUUGCUGGGCGGCAUUUUCGCGACCGUGAACCAGCUGGGAUGGAUCUGGCAGACGUUUGCUGCCUGCAUCGUGAUCGCCCUGGUCACGCCAGUCGUCAAUGUGUUCCCAGAGAGUCCGUACUGGGUGCUGGAUCGCAAGGGCUGGGACGCCUGUGAAGCCUGUCUCGUUAUCCUGCGUCGUAAACCUGAUGUCCAAGAGGAGCUCAAGGUCAUGCGAGAAGAGGAAACGGCAGAUGAAGGCGGCGCCGGCGCCUACAAGUUCCUCAUCGGUCUCUUCCUCAUGCUCGUGUCCUCUCUGACUACUGGUUUCCUCAACGCCUUCAUCAGCUACAAGGGAGCGAGCGAGUACACGGACCAAGACCAGCUGUUCGUGAACGCGAUGGCGCUGCAGAUCUCCGGUGCUGCGAUCGCCAUCUUCUACAUCGACAAGCUGGACCACAAGUCGAUUCUCUUCGGAACGUUGAUCCCUAUCGCUAUCUGUGCUGGCAUUCUGGGCUUCAACGAGAACUCAGAGAUGCUGGGAGACAAAGAGGGCUCGGGUCUGUACCUCAGUCUUGUAGUCAUGCUCAUGUACUUCUUCAUGGGGCUGGGCACGAGCUCUGCUCUGUGGUCCGCAUGCGUCGGCAUGUUCAAUACUCGCGGCCGCGCCUCGUCCACCACCAUGCUGUUCGCUAUCUUCUUCCUGGCGGAUAUGGGCUACGUCUACUUGCACACGGACGACUCGAUGAUGCAGAACGAAUAUUCCUAUCUCUACGCCAUCGCAGGCUUCAGUGUCGUCGCCCUGGUGCUGUUAAUGGGCGCAGGCACCAAGAAGAACGGCGUCAUCUGUACCAAGUCAGAAGCUCAGCGCGAUCGCGACCGUAUCGCUCGUAUGCGUGCCGAACGUGCAAGUCGCAACACGCGGACGCCUGGAACUGCGCGCCAGCGGAAUCUCAGUCGCGUGCGGUCCAAGUCGAACGCUGGCGGCCAGCGGGGCAACGCGGCGCAUGGCGGUGGCUACCAAAUGUACGAAACACCCGCCAACGCUGCGCCGCCGCUCAUGCACGCGCGCCCGUAG